Budorcas taxicolor (takin) is the source of this 1116-nucleotide messenger RNA. RefSeq lists its product as uncharacterized. The record is from RefSeq and is a predicted model, not a curated record. Lineage: Eukaryota; Metazoa; Chordata; Mammalia; Artiodactyla; Bovidae.
AUGGCCUUGUACAACGACAUCGCCAAGCUUCACCUUCCUAUUUUAUACGAGACUUCAGAUCUUAAAGAUGGUGGCAAUGCAGAUGAUGCUGACAAUGAUAAAACUGAUAGUAAUGUGGAUGAGGACAGCAAACAUUCAUUUAACAUUGAUUCUGAGCCAGGGCAGCCUCAAAAGGAGGAGCAGUUCACGAGAAACUCGGCGGCUGGCCCUGCACUGCUAACCCCGCGCCCUUCGCACUACCCGGACCGGCCACCUGUCAACCCCGAGGGCGGCACGGGCGAGGCGGGGUUGGGGAGGUGGCUCCGGGAAGAGACGCUGGUGACCGAGGACUACCAGGAGGACUGCGCUCAGCUUUCGGGCCACUGCGCUCAGCAGUGGCCCCACUACAGCCGCCUGGGGGCUCCGGGCCCCACCGGGUCUCGGGGGCGCCGCCAGCUGACUCGCAGGGACCCUGCGGGCGUCGUCCUCAACCCCACCCCCACAUCUCGGAGCAGCCGGGGCGCCACGCUCCAUCGCCCGCGGCUGUGCGGCAGCGAGUCCGCUGCGGGGCGCGUCUCACCUGUUGAUCUUGAGCGCGAAGGCGCGGCGCUCUGCGCUCGGUAGCGUGGCCAUGGCGCGCCGGCGGCUCGUAGGCCUCUAGGGUCGCAGGGUGCGCACAGCGGGGCCCCCGCGCUCCGCAGAGCCGCUGCAGCGCAUGCCGCGCUGGACGCGAGCCUCAUCUGUCAGUCGUGGCUGGAAACUUCCGUAUUUCCACCUUCAACGCUGAAAUCACCCCGGGGGAGGGCCCAACCUCAGAGCUGCGGCGGCCAGCGGGCCACACGGCACCCGGCCUGGCUCGCAGGGAGCGGCGCGCGAGGAGGGUGUGGGCCCACCGCGGAACUGCCCUCCGGAUGCUUGCACCACCGGCGCGCUCUUCCCCGGGGCCCAGACCUCAGGCAGAAAGGAGCGCAGGCGGAUGACCCGGUGACCACUGAGCGAGGCCGGAAACUCCAUCUGCCCGAAGCUGUGAGGCUGCCAGGGCCUGUGGGCAAGAGCUGGGAACCCGCGCCUUCCGCCCCGCAAAAUUGGCGAGGUCGGGAAACCAACCCUGGAAUUCUUUGCGCUAGCCCUUAUUAA